AUGCCCCUUUUGCAAGCGAUAAAAAUUCCCUGUUGGGUAUUGUAUAGCGUAUUUUUCACAAACUAUGGAUGCAGUCAGUCAAAUAUGUGCGCAAUAAAGCCAUGUUCAGUUAAACAAUACAGCUUUUCCAGAGAGAGAAACGGCGUGGAGAAUCACGCCCUUUAUGGCCACAGUUUUAAAAACCUGACAGUGCAGAGUCACAAGGACUGUUUUGAGAACUGUGCGUGGGACUGUCGAUGUAAGUCGUUCAACUUUGUAACAGGCAUGAAGCAGAAAAACUGUCACCUGAAUGAACAAGACAGAUAUGUGGAACCUGGGGCAUUGAAGAGGAUAAUUGGAUUUAGCUAUCACGAAAUAGGAAUUGAGUAUAACAUCAAGGUAUGAUAUACACGUUUCUGUUUUGAUUUCGCAAGAAUGAAAGCAAAUGCAAUAAAGGAAUUUUCCCUUCCGGUGGGAGAUGAGGUGGCCUAUAUCACGGUUAAAGUUUUCGCUGGACUUCUGCGUUGGGAGAGUAUAGCUGAGCUUUAGACCCCUUCGUCAGAACGAUUAAAUCGACCUGACCAAGGUCUCGAAACGUCAGCUUUUUACGUUUAAGUCAGGAACCCAAAUGCCCACAAUGCCAAAUGGAUGCUGUCGUGGAAAUAUUCACUGUCUCAACGGUGGAACCUGCCAAGAAACCUGUGACAGAAGGAGAUUCAGAUGUGUUGUGCAGGCCAAAUUACCUACAAUGGAACGUGGAUGCUGUCGAUAAAAAUUCACUGUCUCAAGGUAACCUGAAUGGAGGAAUGGAAGCUCGUUGCAAACAUAUUUGAUAUUUUACCACGUGGAAGCUCGUUGCAAACAUAUUUGAUAUUUUACCACUUGAUAAAAGAGCCAGAUCUUAGAUCUUAGUGGCCCCUGAUUAUCUAUUAUUUAGUCGUUGCUAACAGAGUAUUAAAAGGGGACAAUGAAAAUUGACUGCCAGUAAGGGCGGAUAAUUAGAAUAUCAAAGAGCCUUAGGGGAUAAGAUAAAUUAUAUCUCCGCCCCCCCCCCUGCCCCCCACGGGUGAUAUAAUGACCGGUCCCUUGAUAGUGUACUGGCAUUUCACCUCAAGUCCUCGAAACGAAAGGAUAAACUUCGAAUAAAAAACAAAAAUGACAAUUAUUUUUCAUUCAUCAACACAUUUCAAUAAUUAAGAGUGUUGGCUUUUGUCAUGCAACCAAUUUUUAGAUUAAAAUUUAAUAUUCUUUACGUGGUGUCAUUUUUUAUUGACAGUCACCGGUGAUAACCCUUUACACCCUAACAUCAGUAUGUAUAUUCUCCAUACAGUUCUCUAGACAUUUAUUGAGGUGCUGACAAGAAGAAUUUGUUAAAUGAUCAGGAGAUUAUCUAACUAGUGAUCAUUUUCUUUAUUCUCGUGACCUAGACGUGUGAUUAAUGGGUGAUAUUGUUAGGAGAAAUUAGAUGCUAAUCACUCUAAGGGCUAAAAGGGUCCAUGCAAAAUAACUUCACUCUGUAACUUUUGCUUCAAAUGUCAAAAUGAUUUUCUGUUCACCUUUCUUCCAUAAAGUUUCAAUUUCUAAGAGCUGCGCAGAAAUAAAGAAGAAUGGAGGUCAAUCAGACGGUGUUUAUACCAUUGAUCCAGAUGGUAAAGGAGCCUUUCAAGUCUAUUGUUAUCAGAAUUACUCCGCCGGAGAACCCUGGGCUGUCAUUCAGAGGAGAAUGAAUGGCUCGGUUGAUUUUUACCGCGCUUGGAUGGACUACAAGAAGGGGUUUGGUAAUGUGCAGGGAGAAUUCUGGCUUGGACUUCUAAACAUCCACAGGUUGACCAAUCAGCGACAGCAAAAGUUGAGAAUAGAGAAAAGAGAUUUUGAAUGGGGAUUGGUGCUGGGCUGAAUACGAAAACUUUACCGUGAGUGGAGAAGAUGAUGGAUUUCGUCUACAAAGUUUGGGAUCUUACACCGGUAAAUGAUGCUAUAGCUUUCCUUCUCACCAAGAUUUGCUACUGACAAGUCCACAAUCAGUCUUGAACCGUUGAAAGUCAUUACACUUUGUCACUAAUAAGGAAAAGGGGAAAUGUUUUUUUAAUUAACGUUAUAAAUAGCUGAGUAAAUGCGUUCUUGUCAGGUUUGUACUAUUUUGGGAUUUCACUAGUCCUUAUGCAAAGGUAUUACUUUGUUUAAUUGCAAAAAUAUCAAGCCGAGAAAAUUCAAGCGUUCUCUUUAAACGUCUUGUAAAGGUAACCCCUAACUCGACUGUGGCUUCCCUGGAAUACUGUGAUUUCAUUUCCUCAAACUACUGCUUUCACUCUUCUGGAGCAGAAUUUAGAAAACGGAUACCCGUGUGAAUAGAAUUCGCGACAUGGGAUUGGUUACUUCCAGACUCUCCUGGAAACGAUCACCGAGAAAAAAGAGAAUGGUAUCUCAAACUGAAUCAAAAUGAAUAAAGUCAGAAACUGGGGCCAAAGGCUCAACCAUCUCUCACUGAGUACCCUACUCACUGUUUUUUUUUUUUUUUUUUUUUUUUUUUUUUGUUUUGUACGUAAACUUGCAGGUUUAUGCAUAGAUGCGUUUUCAUACAAUGUUGGUGCUCCCUUCUCUACCAAAGAUAAAGAUGCAGAUAGUAAUGCGAUUAGUAAUUGUGCUGUGGAUCAUCAGGGAGCCUGGUGGUAUAAAAAUUGUACGGACUGUAAUUUGAACGGAAAGUACAACCCCCAACCUAGUCAGGCAAUUACAGGAAUAUACUGGUACCAGAACAAUGGAAGACCAGAUCGCCUUAAAUGGGUCGAGAUUAAGAUACAACCCUUCGGAUAA
Pocillopora meandrina is the source of this 2793-nucleotide messenger RNA. The record is from the annotation of a GenBank genome assembly. NCBI's taxonomy places the organism in Eukaryota, Metazoa, Cnidaria, Anthozoa, Scleractinia, Pocilloporidae.